Periconia digitata is the source of this 1549-nucleotide messenger RNA. The record is from the annotation of a GenBank genome assembly. NCBI's taxonomy places the organism in Eukaryota, Fungi, Ascomycota, Dothideomycetes, Pleosporales, Periconiaceae.
GCCGGAGGACAGGUAGGUCUCCCACGCCUCCAAAUAUCCGUUGUUACCCUAUCUCAUCUUUCUACAGAUCCCGUGUGUGGCACGUGUCGCAAGAAAUCUCGCAAAUGCGACAGACAACGCCCACGAUGUCAGCGCUGUAUCGACCAUGGAUUGGUCUGCGAGGGAUACCAGUUGAAUAUCCAAAUGUACAACAUGACAAACGGAGCUCUUCGCAAGACAAGGAGUGCCACCAAGGAUAAACAACUUCCACUCGCUACUACUGAGAUCUCAACCAUCAUGACUCCACCAAGCACUGUAGAUAGCACAGAUCUCUCCACCGGUACAUCUCCGACAAACAACGAAACUUUGGUCGGAAACCCUCCUCCAGUGACAUCCGAUAAUAGUAUGCAUUUUUCGGACUUGGAACAAGAGCGAGACAUGCUGAGGCAUUACAAGCAAAGUGUUUGUCCGGACUUAUGGAUUUGUCAAAGCUCUCCAAAUCCUUUUGAAACGUACAUUCUGCCUCUGGCACAUGAGCAUCCGGGGCUGCUGAAUGCGAUCCUUGGCCUAACAGCGUGCCACAUAUCGAAACCUGGAAUCUUACCGCGACACCCUCUGUUCAAUGCUACCAUAGAGUACCGGGUCGCGGCUAUUCAAGGGCUUAGUGCGCUUCUGUUGAAGGAAGAGCAAUUUGGUCUAAACGAGACCGAAGAGGAGAUCGCCUUGGCAAUCGUUCUAAUGCUUGUUUUUCAGGAUCUUUGGGAUUGUGGAAGAUCGCCUCAAGGUGCACAUCUGAACGGCGUGACAUUCCUUUGCGAUAGAUUGGCGAAUACCUCUCGAAACUUGGGGAGAAAUAGACUUUUCCUCGUGACAGCGUUGACAUGGUUCGAUGUCUCCCGGGGCUUCAGUGGAGCUGAAAAGCUUGCCUUCCCAUCUAGCAUAAGAAAGUUUGUUGCCGCGGAAGGAGGACAUAUCUUGAACUCACUCUUCGGCUGUCCCGUUCAAAUAUUCAUUGCCUUAGAUGAGAUUUUGACAGCCGGCAAAGCGUUUCUAGCCAAAGAACUCGGAGAAGACGGUUAUCGGGCCGUGCUAGAUCCGGUCAUAGCUCACCUCCAGACCUGGAGUCCGAAGCUGAGUCGAUUUCCCAAUGACGAUUUUGAGUGGGGAUUAUUGGGAGAAAGUUUCCGACAUACAGCUAUCCUCCGAGCUCUUCGCGCUCCAGAUGCCACCAAAAUUCCUUGUAGCGAUCCUAGAAUCAAAGCUUCAGUCAACGCGAUUCUAGAUGUAUCAGCUUCGAUGCCCCGAUCGUCCUCCUAUAUGAAACGCCUCUUAUUCCCGCUGUUUGUGGCUGGGGCGGAAACCGAUUCGCCUCAUCAGCAACAGUAUGCACUCAUGUGUUUGGAAAACAUCAGAGAGAUGACAGGAAUGAGCUAUCGUCGUAGCGUCUUCACAAUUUUGAACGACACGUGGGAGGACCGCAGGAACUCUGAUGGCACAGGUAACAUUCCGUGGUUUAAUCAUACCUGCUCGAAAGAUCUUAUCAGACAGCACGACUAUUUAUUCUUUUGAG